CUUGCCAGUGGCCUGCAGUUUAGCUGGCAGAGUGGAGAGGAAAUGGCCAACUGGACCGGCAGCCUCAAUUUCACGGAUGGCAGAGCUCUGAAGAGCGACACUGACCCAGGCACCAGGUACUUCGAAUUCUAUGAAGGCCCCUUCGACUACAACUCUACAAAAUGCCUGGGACUGAGGCAGAAUAUACUUGAAGUGAAGGUGCUCUCGAUGGUGAAGCAGACAGAACUGUUCGAGAGGUGGAGGAACCUGCAGAUAUGCAAAUGGGAGAUGAACGUCACCGAAGCCAAGUUCUUCAAGUCUACCCUGUCCCGGUGUUGUAACGCCCCUGCCUUCCUCUUCACCACCCAGAAGAACACUCCGUUGGGGACGAAACUGAAGUAUGAAGUCGAUACCAGCGGGAUCUUUCACAUUAACCAAGAAGUAUUCAGGAUGUUUCCAAAGGAGAUGCCCUACUACCGUUCCCAAUUUAAGAAAUGUGCCGUGGUUGGGAAUGGAGGAAUUCUGAAGAACAGCCGAUGUGGCCAGGAGAUCGAUCGGGCGGAUUUUGUGUUCCGGUGCAAUUUGCCUCCCAUCUCGCAGAAGUACACGGUGGACGUCGGCGUCAAGACUGACAUCGUCACGGUUAAUCCCAGCAUCAUCACGGAAAGAUUUCACAAGCUGGAAAAAUGGCGGAAACCGUUUUACGACGUCCUGCAGGCUUACGAAAAUGCCUCGGUGCUGCUCCCCGCCUUCUACAACACCCGCAACACGGACGUCUCCAUCCGGGUCAAGUACGUCCUGGACGAUUUCGAGUCCCAGCAGGCCGUCUACUACUUCCACCCGCAGUAUCUCAUCAACGUCUCGCGCUAUUGGCUGAGCCAGGGCGUGCGGGCCAAGCGCGUCAGCACGGGCCUGAUCCUGGUGACGGCUGCCCUGGAGCUCUGCGAGGAAGUGCACCUUUUUGGAUUCUGGGCGUUCCCCAUGAACCCUUCAGGGAUCUUCAUCACCCACCAUUACUACGACAACGUCAAACCUCGGCCGGGUUUCCACGCCAUGCCUUCGGAAAUCUUCAACUUCCUCCAUAUGCACAGCAAAGGGAUCCUGCGGGUACACACGGGCACCUGCAGCUGAUGGCAGACGGCGAGCUUCACUUUGUCCGUGCACUGUGUAGAGGAAAAGGAGGAGGAGAAGGCGAAGUACGUGGGAGCUCUGUGUCUGAGAACCAAGUCCUGGCACUGUUUCGGAGGCGGGAGGAGUCACCCCAGAGUGACUUCCCCUCUCUUGAAUGUCUCAUGUUUAAAACGAUCUCGCGAAAGGGUCAUUCGGUGGGUAAGUUUCCCAUGCCA
Messenger RNA from Gekko japonicus, 1325 nucleotides. RefSeq names its product ST8 alpha-N-acetyl-neuraminide alpha-2,8-sialyltransferase 5 (gene ST8SIA5). The annotation marks the transcript as partial. NCBI's taxonomy places the organism in Eukaryota, Metazoa, Chordata, Lepidosauria, Squamata, Gekkonidae. The record is from RefSeq and is a predicted model, not a curated record. The transcript has 7 exons. Gene Ontology annotation, molecular function: alpha-N-acetylneuraminate alpha-2,8-sialyltransferase activity. Gene Ontology annotation, biological process: oligosaccharide metabolic process; N-glycan processing.